UACAGAGUCGAGGUGGUUGGAUCCUUCGCGGCCUGGUGGAUUGUUUUAUGUUAAAAAAAAGGAAACGUAACGUUAUAAAGUAUCUGUUACUCCGUGGACUGAUUAUUACACUACAUCGAAGCCACUACAAAGCCUCCGUCAUAUGAAACGGGCUGCAAAGUCGGAUGGAAGGUCUGGACUAAAGCUCUGCUGGACAGAAGACGGAAACACAAAGUAAAAGAAGAAAUAGCUGAAUGACCAUGGCUUACUCCAACUACAGCAGCCUGAGCAGGGCUCAGCUUACCUUUGAGUACCUGCACACUAAUUCGACAACCCACGAGUUCUUAUUUGGAGCCUUGGCAGAACUUGUUGACAAUUCAAGAGAUGCCAAUGCCACACGUAUAGACAUAUACACAGAAACAAAUCCAGAGACGCGGGGGGGCUACAUGCUCUGUUUUCUGGAUGAUGGUAUUGGAAUGGACCCAAACGAGGCUACCCAUGUUAUUCAGUUUGGAAAGUCAAGCAAACGAUCCCCUGAGUCAACUCAGAUUGGCCAAUAUGGAAACGGAUUGAAAUCUGGCUCUAUGCGUAUCGGGAAAGAUUUCAUCCUGUUCACGAAAAAGGGCGACACACUCACCUGCCUUUUCCUGUCAAGGACUUUCCAUGAAGAAGAAGGACUGGAUGAGGUGAUAGUGCCCCUCCCUUCCUGGGAUCUGAAGACCAAAGAGCCUCUAACCUCUGAUCCAGAGAAGUACGCUAUAGAGACAGAGCUGAUCUUCAAAUACUCACCUUUUAAGAAUGAACAGCAGCUGAUGGAGCAAUUCAACAAAAUAGAAAGUAGCAGUGGAACUCUCGUCAUCAUCUAUAAUCUUAAGCUGAUGGACAACGGAGAACCUGAGCUGGAUGUAGAGACAGAUCAUCAGGAUAUUCUAAUGGCUGGGACAAUAGCAGAAGGAGUGAAGCCUGAAAAGAGGUCUUUCAGGGCUUACGCUGCUGUGCUGUACAUUGACCCACGCAUGAGGAUUUUCAUCCAGGGGCACAAAGUCAGGACCAAGAGAUUGUCUUGUUGUCUUUAUAAACCAAGGGUUUAUAAAUACUCAUCGACUCGAUUCAAAACACGUGCUGAGCAGGAAGUGAAGAAAGCAGAUCACCUUUCUAAGAUCGCGGCAGAGAAAGCCAGAGAGGCAGAGAGCAAGCGCAUAGCUUUGGAGACCAGACUAGGAGACGACGUGUCGAAAGAGUCAAGGGCAGUUUUGAGAAAGGUUCAAGAUUCAGCCAUGAUGCUUCGAAGGGAUGCGGACAUGAAGAAAAUGAUUCUUGAGGCCAAACAGAAAGCACUGAAGGAGCCCAAGGAGCUGAACUUUAUAUUUGGAGUGAACAUUGAACAGAGGGAGCUGGAUGGGAUGUUUGUGUAUAAUUGCUCACGUCUUAUCAAGAUGUACGAGAAGACAGGCCCACAGCUGGAGGGAGGCAUGGCCUGUGGAGGUGUGGUUGGAGUCGUUGAUGUCCCAUAUUUAGUUUUAGAGCCAACUCACAACAAACAAGACUUUGCAGAUGCAAAAGAGUAUCGACAUUUACUGAAAUCGAUGGGGGAGCAUUUAGCUCAGUACUGGAAAGACACUAACAUUGCUCAAAAAGGAAUUGUGAAGUUCUGGGAUGAGUUUGGAUACCUGUCUGCCAGCUGGUCAGCACCACCAUCAUCAGAGCCUAGAUACAAGAGACGUCGAGCCAUGGAGAUACCCAUUACUAUUCAGUGUGACAAAUGUUUGAAGUGGAGAACGCUGCCUUUCCAGAUGGAUGCUGUGGACAAACGCUACCCUGACAGCUGGGUUUGUCUCAUGAACCCUGACAGCACUCAGGACAGGUGUGAUGCUCCUGAACAGAAACAGAAUUUUCCUUGUGGUGUUCUGAAGAAGGACAAGCAAACAGCUGAAGACAAACAGAAAGAGCUGGCAGAGAAAAUCAAGAAUCAGCAGGAGAAACUUCAGGCACUGCAGAAAACCAACACCAUCAAAUCUGCAGCAGAUAUAAAGAAGCUACCACUGGAGGUCAGCACGAAACCAACAGAGAGCACCUCUCAGGCAACUAGGUCUUCUGAAAGGUCCAUAACACGCCCUCGCUCCCCACCUCUCCCAGCUCACCUCAAAAAUGCCCAGAGUACCCCACCAUCCCGUGCAGCUUCCCAGCGCACCACUCGGACACCCGCCCCUCCGCCUCCCAAAGUCGAUACAUCCAGGUCGAGAGCUGCAGCAAAGCCUCCUCCACCUUCAGCAAAGCCUGUACCCAAAGCCUCUGCCAAAACACCCCCACCUAGCCGCAGCUCACGGACACCCGCCAAAGCAUCACCAAAACCAGCAGCUCCUGCACAACGCAAGAGAAUCAUAGAGGAGGACAGCGAAGAGGAGGAGGAAGAAGAAGAAGAAGAGGAAGAGGAGAAGGAAGACGAUGAGAGUGAGGAGGAGAGCGAAGAGGAACAACCACAGACUAAGAAAUCUAAGAUGGCUGCAGCAGUCGCUAACCGUGGAAAAGUGGUCGAGAAAGCAACACCUCCAAAACGUGGCAAGCUGGAUGAGGUCAACAAACGCUCACAACCCGAGAAGAAAGGAGUUUCUACUCCCACACAGCAGACGCCGACCACACCGUCCUCUGGCCUUAAAUCUAUUUCCAUGCAGCCGCAUGUUGCUAAAGCAAAGGCACCUGAGAAGCCACCACAGCAGGAACCAGAGAGCGACCCUAAAAAUGAUAAGGGUCUGCUAGUUGAAGUACGUGUCAACAAGGAGUGGUACACAGGCAAAGUCAUCGCUGUGGAGGCAAAUAAACAAAGUGUGCGCUGGAAGGUGAAAUUUGACUAUGUGCCUCGAUCCACUCCUAAAGACAGAUGGGUGUUCAAAGGCAGCGACGAGGUCCGACUGAUGCGGCCGCCAUCUCCCAUCUCUCAGACGCCUGACACCCAACAGGAGACCGAAAAGGGCCCAGCACCCAUGGAGCCAGACACGACUCAACCAGGAACCAGCCGAGAGGUGACAGAUAGUCUGGUCACCAUGCUAAGGACAAUGCUACGUUACUUCUUCCCUCCUGCUUUUCGGAUUCCAAAAGAUGAUGUUAACAGCAUGACGGCUGAGGAGUUGGUGGCCUUUCCUUUGAAAGAGUAUUUCCAGCAGUAUGAGUCAGGUCUGCAGUCCUUGUGUAACUCGUACCAGAGCAGGGCAGAUGCCAGGGCCAAAGCUGUGGAGGAGAAGAGCAACAGCACUGAAGUCAAACUGAAGGAGGCAGACGAGAAACUUCAAAAGCUACGAACAAACAUUGUGGCACUCUUGCAAAAAGUACAAGAGGACAUUGACAUCAACACAGAUGAUGAGCUUGAUGCAUACAUUGAGGACCUUUUAACCAAAGGUGAUUAAAGCAGACAAAACUGAGAGAAGAGGACCUGCACAUAAACAGACUGGCAGUUUUCUUUCCAGCAGUUGCUUGCUGUUGGCUCUCCCCAAGGACUCAUGCUCAUGUGCAUAGUUGGCUGGGCAUAUUUGGGGAUAUUUUCAUUAUUGAUCCCUCCACUUCUUAAAUCUGAUUGUCAUCUUUUUUCAUUUGUUUAUUCAUACUCUUUCAGUUUCUGCAUUGUUGGUUAGCCUUCAGGCCUGUUUUUUUUUUUUCUUUAGUUAUUUUUAUAUCGCUGCUUAUAAAUGUUAGUCAGUGUUUAAGCCAUUCUUUCCUCAUUGAUCUUUAAAGUUGUUUGUAUAGGCCUAAUACAAAUUUUCUCCCUUCUAAAAGUCGACUAAUGCUGAUUAAACUGUGGAGUACAUUUGUUGUUGUUUUGGUCGAUAGGUGAGAAACAGACACAAAGUGACCCAAGACUUGGGCUUGACUGGUUGGUGUUCUGCACCCCUGACUGUACUGAAGCAUUAACAUUUAUUUUUUUACACUAAAAAUACUUCAGUGUUUCCCAUUACCUUUACCAAGUUAAUGUUUUACAGUUGGGUGAUGUGUUACACACACACAAAUAAGGUCUUCUUACUGGGUUUUAUCAGUAUGAUUAUUCUCUCAUACCCCUCGAUUUAAACCAAGACUGUUCUGUGUUUAUUUUAUGGAGAGAAAACAUUCUCAUUUAAAUGCAGACAUUGUUCAAAAUUAUUUAGUGCCUGUGUCCUUCUUUUUGAACAGAUUUUUAACAUGUCACAGAAAAGGUUUUAUUAAACAGUGCAUGCUUCAGUCUUUAUGUUCUGAUUGGAACAAAGGAUUCUGUAUUUUUGACAAAUGUUUACCCAAAACAAUAAAACAGGUUCAGCAACAA
Messenger RNA from Cheilinus undulatus (humphead wrasse), 4267 nucleotides. RefSeq names its product MORC family CW-type zinc finger 2 (gene morc2). The transcript is spliced from 28 exons. Gene Ontology annotation, molecular function: zinc ion binding. Bases 234 to 3380 code for a protein of 1048 amino acids. Gene Ontology annotation, cellular component: nucleus. NCBI's taxonomy places the organism in Eukaryota, Metazoa, Chordata, Actinopteri, Labriformes, Labridae. The record is from RefSeq and is a predicted model, not a curated record.